This is a messenger RNA of Musca vetustissima, 543 nucleotides long. RefSeq names its product FAD-linked sulfhydryl oxidase ALR (gene Alr). Gene Ontology annotation, cellular component: mitochondrion. NCBI's taxonomy places the organism in Eukaryota, Metazoa, Arthropoda, Insecta, Diptera, Muscidae. The record is from RefSeq and is a predicted model, not a curated record. The transcript is spliced from 3 exons. Bases 46 to 543 code for a protein of 165 amino acids. Gene Ontology annotation, molecular function: flavin adenine dinucleotide binding; flavin-dependent sulfhydryl oxidase activity.
UCCAGAAAUUGCUAAAUUAAAACGAUAACAAAUAACUGCUAAAAAAUGGCCAGUUACGAUGCCUAUGGUACGCCAACUAAACCGGAUAGCAAUUGUCGGACAUGUACCGAUUUCAAAUCAUGGUCAAAACAACAGCGGAACAUAUUUCAAAAGGCAACUGAUGUAAGAGAUGGUAGCUCAAAGGAUUCAAAUAUGCCACGUGAAGAUUGUCCCUUAGAUAAAUCACGAUUGGGUCAAUCCACCUGGGGUUUGUUACACACCAUGGCGGCAUUCUAUUCAGAUAAUCCCACCGAUAAUCAAAAGAAGGAUGUGAAAACCUUCUUCGAUGUCCUCUCCCGGCUAUAUCCCUGUGAAUAUUGUGCCCAAGAUUUUCGUAAAGACCUCAAAGAAAAUCCCAUUCAGGUGAAUUCACAAAAGGAAUUCUCAUUGUGGUUGUGUGAAUUCCACAAUCGAGUUAACACGAAAUUGGGUAAACCCAUAUUCGAUUGCAGUAAGGUGAACGAAAGAUGGAGGGAUGGCUGGUUAGAUGGUUCAUGUGACUAA